AUGUCGGGAUGGAGCAAUGGAAGUUCCAACAUGUCCUAUACCAGUUUCCUCCUCAUGGGCUUCCCAGGCCUCCAGCAGCACCGGGCCCUCCUUGUGCUGCCCUUCCUCAUCCUCUAUCUGCUGAUCGUCUCCGCCAAUGCCCUGGUCAUCCACACGGUAGUGGUCCAGCGGAGCCUGCAUCAGCCCAUGUACCUGCUCAUCGCCCUGCUCCUGGCUGUCAACAUCUGUGCUGCCACCACCGUGGUGCCUGCCAUGCUUCUCAGCUUCUCCACGCACUUUAAUCACAUCUCCCUGGCUCGCUGCCUGGUCCAAAUGUUUUGCAUCUACUUCCUCAUCGUCUUGGACUGCAACAUCCUCCUAGUCAUGGCCCUGGACCGCUAUGUUGCCAUCUGCUACCCUCUCCGCUACCCAGAGAUAGUAACUGGCCAGCUGCUGGCUGGCCUGGUGGGGGUGGCAGCUGUCAGGAGUACAUGCAUCGUUGCUCCUGUGGUGAUACUGGCCUCCCGAGUUCGCUUCUGCCGCGCAGACAUCAUCCACCACUUUGCCUGCGAGCACAUGGCCCUGAUGAAACUCUCCUGUGGGGACAUCUCCCUCAAUAAAACCGUGGGCCUCGCCGUCCGCAUCUUCAACAGGGUCCUGGACAUGCUCCUGCUAGGAAUCUCCUACUCACAAAUCAUCCAUGCUGCCUUCAGGAUCUCAUCAGGUGGAGCACGUGCCAAGGCCCUAAACACCUGUGGCUCCCACCUGCUGGUCGUCUUUACUGUCUACUCCUCCACCAUGUCCUCAUCCAUCGUCUAUCGAGUGGCCCGCACCGCCUCCCAGGAUGUGCACAACCUGCUCAGUGCCUUCUACCUGCUGCUCCCAUGUGUAGUCAACCCCAUCAUCUACGGGGCCAGGACCAAGGAAAUCAGGCAGCACCUGACAACUUUGUUCCAAAGGACACCAUUGCAAGUGCCCACAGAGAAGCCGCAAUCCUUGCCCUCACACAGGGAACUUCCUGGCUGA
This is a messenger RNA of Ochotona princeps (American pika), 1005 nucleotides long. Its product is annotated as olfactory receptor 52K1-like. Gene Ontology annotation, molecular function: G protein-coupled receptor activity; olfactory receptor activity. The transcript has a single exon. The coding region runs from base 1 to 1005 and encodes 334 amino acids. NCBI's taxonomy places the organism in Eukaryota, Metazoa, Chordata, Mammalia, Lagomorpha, Ochotonidae. The record is from RefSeq and is a predicted model, not a curated record. Gene Ontology annotation, cellular component: membrane. Gene Ontology annotation, biological process: G protein-coupled receptor signaling pathway.